CUACAGCACAGUUAUUUACUUAAACUUUUAUCAAUUUGGGCUCUAGACUUUUGAAAAGUAGGUGGAGGCAUUAUGCUAAUCUGACCGUAACGCUAGCAAUUUAGCAUCUGUUUUGCUGUGCAUUUUGAGGAUAUGUCUUUAGUGAUUUGAUUUUUUUUUUUAACAAUAUGUAAAUCCACAUUUCCAUACUUGUAUCUCCGGAUAUCAGGCUCAUCUUAAAUGUUGUAUUUUUAGCCUCCCACAAAGCCGCGCCGCUCUUCCCAGCUCAACAGCGCCACCUCUCGGCGGCAGCGGGACCCGUCAGUGUGUUUACCCCGCAUCAUGUUGGUGUGACUCCUGGAGGAAACUCCUCCCCGCAGACAGCGCGUCCUGUCUGGCCGUCCAGCGCAAUGGUCUCCUGGAUCAUCUCAAGACUUGUGGUACUGGUGUUCGGUACUCUCUAUCCUGCUUACUCAUCGUAUAAAGCUGUGAAGUCGAAAGACGUGCGAGAAUACGUGAAAUGGAUGAUGUACUGGAUCAUAUUCGCUUUAUUCACAACGGUGGAAGUGUUUACGGACAUGUUUCUGUGUUGGAUUCCGUUCUACUACGAGCUGAAAAUCGCUUUCGUGGUGUGGCUGCUGUCGCCGUACACGAAAGGCUCCAGUGUUCUCUACAGGAAGUUUGUCCACCCCACACUGUCCUCUAAAGAGAAGGACAUCGACGACUACAUUCUGCAGGCCAAAGACAAGAGCUACGACACUCUGGUGCACUACGGCAGGAAAGGUCUGAACGUGGCUGCCACCGCUGCAGUGAUGGCAGCAACAAAGGGUCAGGGGGUUCUGUCGGACCGGCUCAGGAGCUUCAGCAUGCAGGAUCUCUCCUCGUACCAGGACCCGGCCGACGCUGAGCCCAAGCAGGCGACACCCGGGCAGCACCGGAGCAGACCCAUGACCCGCAGCAAGUCAGAGGCCUCCUAACCGAUUCCUGAGACCCCUCACCAGAUCCAGGAGCGCCCUUUCCUCCAACAGUGAAGCCAUGUGACGCUGUUUACGACGCCCGCUGCCUCUGCUGCGAGAUGUUAGCGAAAAAACACUGGAUGGCCGAAGAACGCUACGAGGCCGCAGCAGCUUUGGGACGAUACCAAAGUGACCUACAGUAACCCCUCCCCCUCCUGCGUCUCGAUGACCUCCACCUCAUUCGCGCGCUCGGUGGCGAGCUAGCAUCUCAUUCUUGUCGGCAUUGCGUCGAUGUACAGUGUUUGUUUCCGCACCAGUCUUCCUGAAGGACUCGCACAUUUCAGUUUGUCAUCUCGCAGACCUCCUGAUGACGCCUUAACACUCACGUCUGUCUUCUUGCACUAAACUGUAAAUACGCUAACGGCGACUGCCCUUCUCAUGAUGACUCGCAUAAUAACUGUUGUUUAUUUAUUUAUGUUCCGUCGCUGUCAUCUUCAGCAUGUACAGUCUGGUGCUGCGCCAUCUACAGGUCUAGAAAGACACAGAAUUCAAAACAAUAAGCCGCAGAAUUUAUUUGAGCUGAGCCAGGAGGCAGAGACCAAAUUUUCAAUUUAGUCAUGUACCGAAAGGAACUAACAAGUGAGGGGACCAUUUCAGACCAGUGGGGAGUUCAGGUACUGCACUAAAAAUGAGCCGGACAAGGACUGGAAGUUAGCAUCCAAGGUAGUUAGCAGCAAACUUGUAACUUUGUAACACAAAGAUAACUCACUUAACACAGUAGCGAAAGAUCACUGACUAGAAAAGCACUCUGAGAGUGCAAACCUCCGCCAAACAGCUUCAGUCCACCUCCAACACAAUCUCAAUGUUGAAGAAUCCGACAGUGAUCCAGAUGACUCCCAAAAUCGACUCAUUUGUUCCUUGUCCCAUCACAUACACUUCCUCAAAAUUAUAUCCAAAUCGGUCCAUAACUUUUCAAGUUACUUUGCAAACCAACACAGUUGAAACCAGAUAAAAACAUUUAGCUAGCUGAACAUGAAAGCUAACAACAACCCAUCUAUUGUGCUGGUCUGUGAUGAAUCAUUGCCAACUUUUUGAUGUUGCUUUUUACAUCAGAUUUUUACUUGUGUAUUAGUACUCUUGUGCUACAAGUAUGUGGCACCUCUUGAGCUUGGUAUUGCCUUCAAAACUGUGGACAAAGAAGUAAAAAUAGUAGAAGGAGCUCUGUCAUCCAUCACACACUCUCUUAUCCCCUUGAGUCAUUUGCACGGUGACAACUUUAUUCGGGUUAGAAGAGACAAACGCUGAGGAGCGACCGUCACUUAAUCCUGUGGUGUGUGGAUGUAAAUUUGUGCAGAAAUUUGUGGAGGAUAAAAUAUAUUGUGGCUCGUUCCAAACCAACUGUCCUGUCAUCAGCACCUUCACCUGUGUCUUUGAUUGUGGCGCAAAAAUAAAAUGUUUAUUUAAAUGAGGUGUCACUUAGAAACCACACAGUCUCACGUGUCUGGAGUUCUCAGGUACAGCCGUCGUGUUUACACUCUGGUGUCGGUCAUACACUCGUGUGUGUGUGUCUGUGUGUGUGUGCGUGUGUCAGCAGUGCUCGUACAAGUGUUGGUGUCAGUGUUCAUCCACCAAUUUUCAAAAAAGUGCUCAUCGUUGCAUGACGUCUGUUAUAGAUUUGUAUGAAAGAUGAUUUCUCUCCACACACACAUACACACACACACACUUUGUACGAGCCUCUGUAGUUCUGGCGGGCCAGAGCGCCAAAUCACUUAAACGUUUCCUUUUAGUGGGAGAAAAUUCACUUUGGUCAGCUUUUUAUCGUGCGCUUGAAUAUUCUUGUCAUCGUCAAUAAAGGACUUGA
Messenger RNA from Synchiropus splendidus (mandarinfish), 2796 nucleotides. RefSeq names its product receptor accessory protein 1 (gene reep1). The record is from RefSeq and is a predicted model, not a curated record. Gene Ontology annotation, molecular function: microtubule binding. Lineage: Eukaryota; Metazoa; Chordata; Actinopteri; Syngnathiformes; Callionymidae. Gene Ontology annotation, biological process: endoplasmic reticulum tubular network organization. Bases 390 to 956 code for a protein of 188 amino acids. Gene Ontology annotation, cellular component: endoplasmic reticulum tubular network; cytoplasmic microtubule; endoplasmic reticulum membrane. The transcript is spliced from 7 exons.